GAAGAAGAGAUCACAAUGAAAUUCAAAGUCUUACCAGUAUCUGAAGAAAUCACUGAUGUGAUAUGGGUAUGUUUAAGAAAAAAAUCUUAUUGCGCAGAUAAUUGAUGCGAUGUUUUGGAUUUUUCCUAAUAUCUCUGUGACUGAUACCUUAUUAAAAUCUGUAACUAUGAGAAAUAUUGGCAACUUCUGUGAAACAGCGAACAGUCAUUGCAACUGACAAUUCGUAAUAUUUCUACUUCAGAAUAUUCUGGAACGUGUAUUUCCAAUCUUGUUUAUAGCUAUCUCACUGAGGAUCAGAUUCUGCUGUCCUCACUCAUGUGAAGUAAUUUCUUACCCUGCGAGUAAGCUCAUUGAUUCAGCAUGGACAAUGAUGGCAAAACCAGGCCAUAGUGACUAAAAGCAACAGUUGCUUCUUUCAGUCUUUGACAGCUGCGAGAGCAACUCUUUUUUCCACACCAUCCACCCUAAAUUCCGACCUGUAAGAGUAGGUACCUAUAUUUAGCUAGCAAGAUUAAAUUGCAAAGGCUUCAGGCUGGGCGAAGCACAUUGAUCUGCCUUUUUUACAGACAGACCUUUGUGCAGACAACAGCUAAAGCUUUCCACUUCCUCGCACUUUCCAAGAUAUUAGCAAAAUGGAUUCGCAGAGGGAACUCACUGAAGAACUCAGACUUUACCAAUCCACCCUUCUUCAGGAUGGCCUCAAGGAACUCCUGGAAGAGAAAAAGUUUAUAGAUUGCUCCCUGAAAGCUGGUGACAGAAGCCUGCCUUGCCACAGAUUGAUUCUGUCAGCCUGUAGCCCUUAUUUUCGUGAGUAUUUCUUAACUGAGCAAAAUGAAGAGAAAAAGAAGGAAGUAGUUCUAGAUAACGUUGACCCGGAUGUCCUGGAUAUGAUAGUCAAAUACCUUUAUUCUGCAAGUAUAGAUCUUAACGAUUCUAACGUGCAAGAUAUUUUUGCUUUGGCCAGUCGCUUUCAGAUCCCUUCUGUAUUCACUGUAUGUGUCUCCUAUCUUCAGAAGAGGCUAGCUGUUGGAAACUGUCUGGCCAUCCUUCGAUUAGGUCUCCUGCUUGAUUGUCCAAGACUUGCAUUUUCUGCCCGUGAUUUUGUCUCAGAUCAUUUUGUGCAGAUUUGCAAAGAAGAGGACUUCAUGCAGCUUGCCCCCCAUGAACUUAUCUCAGUUAUUACACCUGACAGCUUAAAUGUAGAGAAGGAAGAACUGGUAUUUGAAGCAGUAAUGAGAUGGGUCCGGACAGACAAAGAGAAUAGAGUAAAGAGCCUGGGAGAAGUUUUUGACUGCAUUCGUUUUCGUCUUAUGCCAGAAAAAUAUUUCAAAGAUCAUGUUGAGAAGGAUGAUAUAAUUAAAAGCAACUCAGAUCUUCAGAAAAAAAUAAAGAUCAUUAAGGAUGCUUUUGCUGGAAAACUGCCUGACUCUAGCAAAAGCACAGAAAAGUCAAACAAAGGAGAAGUAAAUGGUGAUGUAGGAGAUGAAGAUUUACUCCCUGGGUACCUAAAUGACCUUCCCAGGCAUGGCAUGUUUGUCAAAGACCUAAUUCUUCUUGUUAAUGACACUGCUGCAGUAGCUUAUGAUCCUCUUGAAAAUGAAUGCUACCUAGCAGCCCUGGCAGAACAGAUUCCCAGAAAUCAUUCCAGCAUAGUCACCAAACAAAAUCAAGUCUACAUUGUUGGAGGACUGUAUGUGGAAGAGGAGAACAAGGAUCAGCCUUUCCAGUCGUACUUCUUCCAGCUGGAUAACAUUGCUGGUGAGUGGGUUGCCCUUCCUCCACUGCCGUCAGCCAGGUGUCUCUUUGGGCUAGGAGAAUCAGACAACAAAAUCUAUGUGAUCGCAGGCAAGGACCUUCGCACUGAGGAGUCUCUAGAUUCAGUACUGUGCUAUGAUCCUGUGGCAAUAAAAUGGGGUGAGAUCAAAAAGCUACCCAUCAAAAUAUAUGGCCAUGCUACUAUCUCAAAUAAUGGAUUGAUAUAUUGUCUUGGAGGAAAAACUGACGACAAGAAAUGUACUAAUAGAGUAUUUGUGUACAAUUCCAAGAAAGGAGACUGGAGAGAUCUGGCUCCAAUGAAAGUGGCUCGCUCAAUGUUUGGAACAGCUAUCCAUAAGGGCAAGAUUGUGAUUGCAGGUGGCGUCACUGAAGAGGGCCUUACUGCAUCUGUUGAAGCUUUUGAUCUGACCACUAAUAAGUGGGAGAUUAUGCCUGAAUUUCCCCAAGAGAGAAGUUCCAUCAGUUUAGUCACCUUAGGUGGAUCUUUAUAUGCUAUUGGAGGCUUUGCAAUGAUUCAGCUUGAAUCUAAAGAAUUUGCACCCAGUGAAGUCACCGACAUAUGGAAGUAUGAUGAUGAGAAGAAGGAAUGGAGCGGCAUACUGAAAGAGAUCCGAUAUGCUACUGGAGCCUCCUGCCUAGCUACACGAUUAAACCUAUUCAAGCUCUCAAAAUUGUAAAUAAAAUGCUGGAAAAUAUGAUAUGGUGAGGGAGUUUUGAUAGACACUUCUGGUUUCGUUGCAUGAAAAUGUUCCCAAAUUGUACAGAGUUUUGUAGCAGUAUGCUAGUUAAGUUGUCACUCUAUCCAAGUCUUAAGAUAUUUACUAACUAAUCAACAACAAUUGAAUUUUUGCUGAAGUUUAAAAACCUGAAGAAUUCUGAUCAACAUUGUUAAGAAUAAACAAAGAUUUCAGAGAGAACUUGUUUUUCACUCUGGGGAAUUACCAAUGAAAUUGGAGUUCCUUACACCCAGGCGAUCCAGGAUAGUGGUGGCUUAGUCCCCAAACAAUUUAAGAUGCUCAAGACUUAAUCAAUCGUGAACUACCUACUAAUUGUAUUUACCUUAACUUUGUUCUAACUGGCUGUUUGUACAGCCUGAUUCCCCCCUUCAGCAAUGUAUGUAAAUCCUGCAUUCUUCAGCCAUAUCUUGAAAAUGUUUUCAUUAGAGCCUUAUAAAAAUAAUGAAUUUGACAUUGAAUUGCAUAUUGAAAACAGAGGUAUAUUUGAACCUCAUGGCUGAACUCAUGGCUCAGCCUUGAGUGAAGAGAGAGAAAUAUACAAGGCUAGUAGCUCUGGAGAUUCACCUGCUGUGUUUCGGCUUCUGGUAACAAGGGUUUUCCUUUUUUUAUGCUUUUGCAUUUAUUUCUAAAGCAAAUUACUUAACAGAAAUUUUUCUCGGAGCCCUGAGGCCAUUAACAAAGCAUUCAUGAAAAGCCUUAGCAUAACGGAUCAUCAGCAAAUACCCGUGGCAAAGAGGACUU
Messenger RNA from Struthio camelus australis, 3254 nucleotides. NCBI's taxonomy places the organism in Eukaryota, Metazoa, Chordata, Aves, Struthioniformes, Struthionidae. The record is from RefSeq and is a predicted model, not a curated record.